AUAGUGAAGGAGUAGGAGAAUCAAAGUCGGAGUGCCUUGCUUCAGAGUUUCUGCGGCAGUUCCCUGCUGCACUUCUCAAAGCUGUCUCCAUCAUAAUUUUCGGUGUUCAGUGCGUGUAGUUGAUGGUUGUAAGUGUGCGUGCGUGCAUUACUUCGGAUAAACCAGAAACCUAUUAUUGGAUAAUAUGCGACUCCAUGCUGCUCUGCUCAUUGUUUUCAUAAGAGAUUGGACAAGCUAUAGUUCGGCAAGCAGGCUGGGAUCCAACGAGCCGUUCCAGAAUGUGUCGAGAAGCUAUCGGCAGGCGCCUCCUUGGUCUGCCCCUGGCUACACCAUGAUGAGUGGGCCAUUUCCAAGCAGGAUAACUCCAGCAGGGGAUCGUUCCAGAUCGUCAUUGAUGUUUGACGGUGGAUACGAUCUCAGACGCCCCCAGUGGGCUCAAGCGCCAUCUUCCGACUACCGACCGAGGCGAGCCUACUCUCAGAGUGACGUCACACUGUGGCAUGAUGCGGGGCGCAGCAAUCGCAACUCCAAGAUCGCACCCGAGUUCCUUGCGCCCAACCAGCGCCCAGGGGCGGACGAUGAGUCGGGGCGCCUGCUUUCCAGUGACACCAUCGCUACCAUUUCGGAGACAUUGGGUGCUAUCAACACUGUCGGCAGGUAUUUGGUCAACUACACCCGGGCCAGCACUGCACCUGGCGAUAGGGUCGAUGCUGUUCAUACACCGCCAGUGGUGAGUUCGGGAGAGGAUUUACCAGGCGCCAUCUACACGAUCAGCAAGAACGUGUUGGGUCGCAAUGUGACGGAUAGCAUAGCACCGCUGGUGCGCGGCCUUCCACCACUAGUUGGCAGUACGGGCAAGGUGACGCAGACGCAAGCUGCGGCGGUGGGGGACGCGAAUGCGGCUUCAGGCGGGCCGCGUCCGUGCACGACCCCGGCCGGAGCCGCAGGCGUCUGCGAUGAUCUCAGCAACUGCCCGCAACUGCUGCUAAACCUCAGCAAUCUGCGCCAGUCCAUUUGCUUCAAGAGUCUCUUCGUGCCCGGGGUGUGCUGUCCAAAACGCGGCGACACGUUCAACGUGGGUGAUUAUUCGACAGAAAGCAGUAUUCCUGUGAUUCAUACGACAACAGCUGUGACCACAACAAGGAGACCUCCUAUUAUUUCGGCCACGAGUGUUCCACUGCAUCUGGUCACAAAACCCCCGACAACUACAUUCGCACCUUUCCCUGCUUUCAGCAAAGAAGAGAAGAGCCAUCCGAAACAGAUAGUAUUUGAAGGAACAACUCUGAUCAAGGCCCAAGUACGACCUCCAACAACCAGUGACGAGUCCAAAUCGAAAUCAUCAGAAGAGUCUGAAGAAGAAUUUGAUGACGACGAUGAUGAUGAAUCUGCAGCCGAUGACUUCUCACCAGAAAUACAAUUCUAUGAGCAAAGACAUAAGAGUUUGAAAAAUAUCAAGAAAAUGCCACGAGGUCGUCCAACGUAUGCAGUUCCUGUAGUGGAGGAGGAAACUAUGGAAUGCGGCCAACCGGAAGUGGCAAAGUUUCGAGUUGUAGGUGGCGAAGAGGCACUUCCGGGCCGCUGGCCCUGGAUGGCAGCCAUCUUCCUGCACGGACCGCGGCGCACUGAGUUCUGGUGCGGCGGCUCCCUCAUCGGACCCAAGCACAUCCUCACCGCCGCCCACUGCACCCGCGACACUCGCCAGAGACCUUUUAGCGCACGCCAGUUCACAGUACGACUGGGCGAUGUCGAUUUGCGACGAGAUGACGAGCCUUCGGCGCCGCAAACCUAUCACGUGACUGAAGUGAAAGCCCAUCCCCAUUUCAGUCGAGUUGGCUUCUACAACGACAUCGCCGUUAUGGUGCUCGAUCGGCCCGUGCGCAAGUCCAAGUACGUGAUUCCAGUGUGCCUGCCGCCGAAGCACCUCAGGGAUGAAGCGUUUGUGGGCCAAAGUCCUACUGUGGUCGGCUGGGGUACUACUUAUUAUGGUGGCAAAGAAAGCACAAUCCAGAGGCAAGCUGCCUUACCGGUGUGGAAAAAUGAUGACUGCGAUAGGACCUACUUCCAGCCAAUCACAGACAAUUUUAUUUGUGCUGGGUACAAGGAAGGAGGAAAGGAUGCUUGCCAGGGCGACUCAGGAGGUCCACUGAUGCUGAAAAAAGAUGCCCACUGGAUUCAAAUAGGAAUCGUUUCUUUUGGAAAUAAGUGCGGUGAGCCAGGCUACCCUGGUGUUUACACAAGGGUCACCCAAUAUCUGGAUUGGAUAGAUUCCAAUAUGGUGACAUGAGUCAACUAAUCCUAUGGUCCAAACAGAUUUGGAUUUGAGUUACCUCCAUUCAACUAGCUUUGCUUACAACGCGUUGUCUAAACCUAAGUCAUCUUCCUGAAGUAGUAACAAAAGGACAAUAUAUUAUUGAAUUAUUGAGAAAGCAAUUCUUAAUGAAAAGACUGCUAGGUAGAUAAAUCUUUUAGAGAGUGAUAUAUUUUGCCUGUUGUUAUGAUAUUCUGUGGCUAUAGCCAUAGUAGGGUAAACCAGCCCACGUUGGGACACCAAAAUUCAAACAGCUAUAAUUUGGACAAAAAUAGAAAAAUCUACAUUUUUUAAUUUUAUAUUUAUUAUAUUUAUUGUAUUUGCUUACAAUUUCAUCCUUGAGGAUGGCAACUGCAUUGAUCAUCAAUUGAUUUUUUUAUUGCAAAAACAAUUUUUCUGGGGAGUGUCCCAACCUGGGCUUAAGACCGGCCCACGAUGGGACAUCCCUUGCCCAGGUUGGGAUAUUGAAUUAAAAAUAAGCAAUUCAUUAUUUUUGUAAAUUUAUAACAUUUUAUUAUAAUUAUUGAUAGUAUAAAUACAUUUUUUGAUUUUUGUCAGUAAAAACUAUGACCAAAAGUCAUUUGCACAAAGUGUGUUUGCUACAUUACAGGCUAUAAUCAUAUAUUAUAUUUAUUUAUAAUUUAUUUCAUUGAUAUAUAGUCUACAUUGAGUAAAAUAAGAUUCAGAAGCAAUGCUCGUCGUUAUAAUAUGAGCAUAUAUCAUGAUUGCAGUGUCCCAAUGUGGGCUGUCCCAAGGUCGGCAGAUGGUCAUGGCUUUGUUUUAGACAGAAUAACUGGAUUAAAAAUAGAAGUACAAUAAUGUUCUAAAUGUCAAAAUAUCCAUAAAAUAAUAAUGAAUGCAUAUUAGCGGUAAGACAUACCUCAAAUUGUAAAUGUUUAAAGUGAAAAUUGAAAUUCCUCUUCUCAAAAAAAAACUUUGAGGUUACAAAAACAUGUUUUUAAUUUUUUCUCAAUAACGACUGGUGCUACAUCUGGAAUUAUUAUGUCUGUAAUCAAGGCUAUAGACAGCUGAUAAAACAUAGCAGUUGUUGCCAACCUAACACUCACUUAUUUCCCACAACUUGAAGUGUCCCAACGUGGGCUGGUUUACCCUACACUCUUUUUGUCAUGAUAUAGGUCAACAUUUCUCCUUUUCAUCUAUUUAUACAUUCUUCAUUUCAUAUUUUUCUGUUUUUAGCUUGAUUCAAAUUGAUACAGUACCUUAUUAUUAUUAAACGUUUACUUAAAACUUGUAUUAUAAUCCAUCGUAAUUCAGAUACCAGUUUCAAUAUUAUUUGUAACUUCAGUACCGUACCACAGCCUUUGCUGAUAAUUAUAUUAUACGGUAUAGGUACUAAUUUUUUCUUCGAAAAUUGACAUUCUAGAACAAAAUAAUGUUAUAGUGAUAAGAAAUUAACAUAUAAUUAGUAGGUAUCAAGUUGAAAGCGAUACCCAAAUCGUUUCAAGGCUUGUACAGGUUCAUAACUUAUUAUUUUAUUUUAAAUUAUUCACUAGUACCGUAUUCGAACUAUGUAGAAAAAUGUUGUUGACGUGAUAUUCCUCAACUUAACUUAUUAGUAUCUAUCAUCUACGGUUUCUUUAAUAGCGACAUUAUACAGACUUUUUGUCUGCAUUUCUAGAGUCAGUAAAAUCAUAUUUUAUAUUUUAAAAUUGAUAAAUACUCGAAGUAAGUUUAUAUUUUCCUAAAAUUUAUUUUGAAUGUGGAAGAAUAAAUUUUUUAACUCGGAUCGAUACUUUUAAAUGAAUUAUAGGCUGGAAAUUGUUUUGAAAACCUUUAUUUAAGUUACGUCUCCUCAAUUAUUAUUCAAUUAACUUAUAUACAAUAUAUGAAUGUAUAGCCUUUUAUGAAUAUUAUAAAAGAUAUGAGAAACUGUAAUUUUUCUCAACAGUUAGUUUGUUAAAUAUGCCGAAAAAGUUAAUGUAAAGUGCAUUGAAUUAUUAUUUAGUCAAUGAGUCAGAUUCCAAUGAAUAUUUUAAGUAAGUAGGUAACUUAUUUUGUCAUAUAUUUCUACAAGAUACUAUUUAAUAUUUAUGAUCAAUAAUAGGUUUAUCAAAUGACAAUAAUUUUUCAUUGAAUUAGUAUAAGUUUCUCAAUUGUUCAACUAAUUAGUAUAAGUGUCUCAAUUAAACAUAAGAGGAAUUUUAUAUUUAUUUUAAAAUAGAUCAUGUGUAAUGAGUUUACUCGAUGUCUAAUAUUAAUUUAAUUUGAAAUAAAUUCAUGUAAAUAAUGUAA
This is a messenger RNA of Nilaparvata lugens (brown planthopper), 4561 nucleotides long. Its product is annotated as serine proteinase stubble. The transcript has 11 exons. NCBI's taxonomy places the organism in Eukaryota, Metazoa, Arthropoda, Insecta, Hemiptera, Delphacidae. Gene Ontology annotation, molecular function: serine-type endopeptidase activity. The coding region runs from base 185 to 2284 and encodes 699 amino acids. Gene Ontology annotation, biological process: proteolysis. The record is from RefSeq and is a predicted model, not a curated record.